AUGUUUCUAAUUCCCUACUUCAUUUCUGUAAGCAUAUUAUACUUGGGGGCCCUGUGUAAGCUGAAGCCCUCCCUGGUGGUUGAGCUGGCCAAGGACCUCCUGGAGUUCGUGGGAAGCGUGAGUGGCAUCCACAGCAGAGCAAGCAUGCUCACCAGUGUGGUGUGGGCCGUUGGCGAGUACCUGUCGGUAACCUGUGACAGGCGGUGCACCGUGGAGCAGAUCAACAAGUUCUUUGAAGCCCUGGAGGCCCUGCUAUUCGAGGUCGCCCAAUCCCGCCCCUCUGCUACCCUGCCCAAGUGUCCACCACAGGUCAUCACUGUGCUCAUGACUACACUGACCAAGCUGGCCUCCCGCAGCCAAGACCUGAUCCCCAGGGUCUCUCUGUUACUGUCAAAGAUGAGGACCCUGGCCCAGAGCCCGGCCACUGGCUCUGUGCACAGUGAGGAGGACUCAGAAGCCAUCUGCACCCGGGCCACAGAGCUGCUGAACCUGCUGAAGAUGCCCAGCGUGGCCCAGUUUGUGCUCACGCCGAGUGUGGAGGUGUGCGAGCCCCGCUACCACCGGGACACCAACACGGCCCUGCCCCUGGCCCUGCGCACGGUCAGCCGGCUGGUGGAGAAGGAGGCCAGUCUCCUGCCGGGGUGAAGGGACAGUGACCAG
This is a messenger RNA of Galeopterus variegatus (Sunda flying lemur), 660 nucleotides long. It is a transcript of the gene AP5Z1, whose product is annotated as adaptor-related protein complex 5, zeta 1 subunit. The coding region runs from base 1 to 645 and encodes 214 amino acids. Gene Ontology annotation, cellular component: AP-5 adaptor complex. NCBI's taxonomy places the organism in Eukaryota, Metazoa, Chordata, Mammalia, Dermoptera, Cynocephalidae. The record is from RefSeq and is a predicted model, not a curated record. The transcript is spliced from 3 exons.